UCCGUUCUAUUAAAAUUCAAUUAAAUAAAUUCAUUAAAUUAAACAUUUUCCAUGGCAAAACCCAUUGACAAAGUAAAUUUUGUAAAUAAUAAAAUCACAAUAUGAACUCUCAUAUUUUCUUCUUCGGUUUCUAUUGUUAAUUAGAAGAAAAUUUUGAAUUUCCAUAAUCCCCAUUUUGAAGAGUGUGAACUGCGAGGACUGGGGUUACCCGGAUGCAGUUACUAACCGUUUGUCAUGUUUAGAAAUAACAGUUACUGCAAAACUACCUUAUAAAACUUUCUCAGUUCUCUUACUUACGCUUAAUCAUCAUUCUACAACCAUGGAGCAAACUGGAGAAGAUUUUGGAAUCAAAAUCUACACUGCAUCACCCAAAAAUGAUCCAAUGCCGUUCUCUUCUUCCAAUACUCCUCAAGCCCCUAAAGCACCAGGAUCCAAAAGGAGAGUUGUCGCUAAAGGCGUCCAAAAAACUCUUUCGAAAACUUCAAUGCUCGUAAACUUCCUUCCUACAGGAACGCUUUUAACCUUUGAGAUGGUUCUGCCAUCAAUUGUCAAGAACGGAGAGUGUACUCACAUUUCUAUUCUGAUGCUUCUUGUGCUUCUCGGUCUCUGUGCUGUCUCUUGCUUCUUCUUUCAUUUCACUGACAGUUUCAAAGGCCCUGAUGGCAAAGUUUACUAUGGCUUUGUUACUCCAAAUGGGUUGGCUGUUUUCAAGCCUGGACUUGACGUCGAUGUGCCUAAAGAUGAGAGGUUUAAAGUUGGAUUCACUGAUUUUGUUCAUGCUAUGAUGUCGGUUAUGGUGUUUGUAGCGAUUGCCUUCUCUGAUCAUAGGGUCACCGAUUGUCUGUUUCCGGGACAUGUUAAGGAGAUGGAUCAAGUGAUGGAGAGUUUUCCUCUUAUGGUUGGUAUUGUCUGCAGUGGCCUGUUUCUGGUCUUCCCUAAUACUCGAUAUGGCAUAGGUUGCAUGGCUACUUGACUAGGAUGCCGUUUACAGUU
Molecule: messenger RNA, 993 nt
Organism: Manihot esculenta (cassava)
Lineage: Eukaryota; Viridiplantae; Streptophyta; Magnoliopsida; Malpighiales; Euphorbiaceae
Product: protein DMP9
Exons: 1
Coding region: 320-973 (217 amino acids)
Biological process (GO): endomembrane system organization
Source: RefSeq, a predicted model, not a curated record